Aureobasidium musti is the source of this 1197-nucleotide messenger RNA. NCBI's taxonomy places the organism in Eukaryota, Fungi, Ascomycota, Dothideomycetes, Dothideales, Saccotheciaceae. The record is from the annotation of a GenBank genome assembly.
AUGCAGGGUCUCGAGCAUCUCCGCCAACGAAAAGUUAUGAACCAGCUCUUGCUUUCUUCCAUCCCGACGGUCCCGUCAUCCGUGAUUACAGCAGACAAGGCCAGAACUCAGCGAUUUUGGGUUGAGAUUCAAGAAGUUGAAGCUCGAAGCUUAGAGCUUCUGUACGGAGUGCAUGAAGACAACGUUUCCAUUGGUGAGCAUCGCCUAGACCGUGGCUCGAGCGAUCCCACGAUGCAACAUCUCGUCAGUCAAUUUGAUUCAGUCGAAAGAGCUACGGUUGAGGAUUGCAACAUUGACAACGAGCAAGAGCGAGAGCUUGCUCACGAGAUCGAGAGAGAGGUAGGUGUCGAGCUUCCCCCGCCAGCAUUUCCGCGUCAACAUGCUAUCAGCCAAGGCAUCUGUCAAUACAUCGAAACCGGUGAUAUCUCAGAUCUCAAAAAGUGUCAAGUGAUACGUGCCUUUGCGGCUUUGAAAGACACCAGUGCAGCUCAAACUCUCGAACGGCAANAAAUCGAUCCUGCUGUCUUCGGUCUUUGGGUAACCGCUGACUUCUGGCUCGCUGUCGAUCUACCACAGUCAUCGCCUCGUGACCAGUACAUGGCUCCAGUGAACUGGGUCUUGAGCAGCACUGAACAUAAAUCGCUCUUGGUUAUCAGCCCUUUCGAGGCUAAUGAGCUGCUUCCACAAAUCAAGAAGUCGAGAAAGACAGUCCUGCACACAUUCGCUCCGCGCGUCAACAAAGCCAUGGUCUCAUUCGACGACUUGGACUUUUACACACUAACCUCGAACUCCACCGAGAAGACAUUCUCAGCCAUACCCACACAUUCUCUCAACCUCUUUGCGGGAUCUCUGUAUCUCGACAGCAAAGCCAAAUACGAAGCGCUCCAAGGCAAGUUGGGUCUAAUAGGUCGACGAAGUAUCGCCCAAGGUGUUACUGUUCAAAGUGAUGGCUUUGUGGGCCCUGAGGAUCGGAGAAAGAUUCGCUCACUCCAUUCCUGUCCACGCGCUCCUUUCUCCAAAUCGCCAGUGCCGUUCUUGAAAGAAGUCAUGAUGCUUCGCAGAAAUGGUCAGGAGUUUGAUCAUACUCACAUAGGUCACUUACUUGGCGACAGAGAAUUGGCGAGUAGUGCUUUCGAUGGCUUGGAUGCAGGAAACGUAAGGAAAGACGAGGUGAAAGAGGACAGUGACAUUCCUUGA